Molecule: messenger RNA, 201 nt
Organism: Puccinia triticina
Lineage: Eukaryota; Fungi; Basidiomycota; Pucciniomycetes; Pucciniales; Pucciniaceae
Exons: 1
Coding region: 1-201 (66 amino acids)
Source: RefSeq, a predicted model, not a curated record
AUGGCCCGCGCGCAUCCGCACCAGCCAAAGGCUGUCCCGACGAGCUGGGCGACCUGGCUCGUCGCUGCCCCUGCUCCGCCACCCCUGUCCACGCACGCCGUGGCAGCUGUAGUACCAGACAAUCGACAAUGCAAUGCCGGUCUUUUGCUCCCCGCACUGGCCCUGUGUCGAGCGAGCCCCCAGUACUGUCUCCUCGUUUAG